AUGUACCCGCGCCCGAUCGUCCCAGUCGCGCUCCUCGGAUCCGCCAUUGCGGUCCAGGCGGCUCUGGAUACGCUGGCGGAUGAUGAGGCCGUCCUUUAUGACGGCCAAAUGAUCUUGGCCGGUCUCACGAUCGCGCCCCAAAGGUUAGUCUCGUCUCGUUCUCAUGACUUUUCUCUUAUGUGUGCUUCAUUUCAGAGCCGGAGAGUACCGGUUCAACGAAAAGUACUCCAUGAGAAUGAAGCUCAGGGAGUACAAGAACAUGGAGAUCACUGGGGACGAAGUGAUUGUGGAGGACAAGGGAGGCGCCUACAUCGCCUCCCUUCUGACAGUCAUCAGGCUGCCAUCGUAAGUUUUCUUUUCGUUUUUUUUUUUCUUAAAUCCAUACAAACUAUCGCUUUUCAGGCUGCUCGAUCUGACGAGGGAACGACAGCGCCGAAAAGACUUCACAAAGUCGGAGAGGAAGCAGAAGAAGGAGCUGAUCAAGAGGGAAACGGAGAAGAAAGAAAAGGAAGCGAUUGAGGAGGCACGGGUCCGAUCGCCGCGCUUUCAAUGCUGA
Caenorhabditis sp. 36 PRJEB53466 is the source of this 556-nucleotide messenger RNA. The record is from the annotation of a GenBank genome assembly. Lineage: Eukaryota; Metazoa; Nematoda; Chromadorea; Rhabditida; Rhabditidae.